Messenger RNA from Aspergillus campestris IBT 28561, 1010 nucleotides. RefSeq lists its product as uncharacterized. Bases 346 to 957 code for a protein of 203 amino acids. Gene Ontology annotation, biological process: nuclear-transcribed mRNA catabolic process, RNase MRP-dependent; maturation of 5.8S rRNA from tricistronic rRNA transcript (SSU-rRNA, 5.8S rRNA, LSU-rRNA). The transcript is spliced from 2 exons. The record is from RefSeq and is a predicted model, not a curated record. Gene Ontology annotation, cellular component: ribonuclease MRP complex. Gene Ontology annotation, molecular function: rRNA primary transcript binding. Lineage: Eukaryota; Fungi; Ascomycota; Eurotiomycetes; Eurotiales; Aspergillaceae.
CUUUUCUGAUAUCUGUGACUUAACUUUCUGGUUCGCUCUCUAGCCUACUCCGUAGUUGGUUGCUAUUCAACUUAUUAGUAAGCUGCCCUUGUUCUUCGAUACUCCGAUAACGGUAACGUUGGGGGUCCUGUCGGUCAAGUAAGUGCCUCCAUCCAAGUGGUUCUUGCGAUAGUAAAAGCUAACUGGAAGCUUGACUUUCGGAUCUUAUCCACUGUUCUAGAUUUUGUCCCUAUUUCAUCUUUUUUUUCUCCCCCGAGCAAUUUUACGCAGAACAAGAGUAUCGCGCUGACAACGCCGAGGUCUGAAAAUUUGAUAUUUUGUGCUCUUUUAUUUCCUUGCUAUGGAAUGGACAAGGAAAAGGUAACUGCAGUGUACUCAGUGCUCCACCUGGUUUUCCACCGGAAUAAGAACCAGCACGGGAAGACAAAAUGGUGGAAAUGGCUUUCUUUGCUGAAACGAGCCACUAUGAAUCUCUUAAAAAGUUUAGAAUGCGAACUAGCACCCAGCAGAAGCAAGUCCAUUGUUGACAAGCAUGCCAAACAUUUGGCCACGAGUGUCAUACCCAAGUGUUAUUGUGCGUUCUCUACAGUUGUUGCAGAUGGGCAGUUUUCGACGCUUGGUAUCGUUUUAAUAGCAACCUUGGCUCGCCUUACAAAAGCAAUGGCGAUUGAUAAAAAAUUGGGUUGUCCACCACAAAAGUCACGGGUUCCAGCCAUUCCAGAUCGAAGUUAUACUCCAAAAGAGGAUAUAGGGGAGGUCCUCUCUCGGACCCAAGACCAUUCAGGUGCGGCGGUCGACACUGAGACCCCUACCGCCCAUCCAACGGCCUUAGGAGUACGCAAAAACAGUGAUCUAGAGAGGAAGAAGCGUCCUGGUUCUACAGAUGUGAAAAAACCGAAAAAAAUAAAAAAAACCAAAAAGGAUGCCAUAGACGAGCUUUUCGCUGGCAUUAGUUGAAUAGCAGAAUCCACGAGUUGUUCUAUAUAGAUACAAGGCAGACAGCCAUAUUU